AGGUGCUCUCCGAUGCGGGGCGGUCCCCGGCAGCGCUCCGGUGCCGCGCUGCGGGGCUGGCCGUGGCCAGGCUCUCCCGGGGGGAAGCAAGGUGCGCUUCUUCCCCCUUCCCAAGCCCGCCCCCCUCCCGGCCCGGCCCGGCCCGCCCCGCGGCCCGGCGGGGCCCGGGCUCCGGCGCGCUGUGCACCGCCCGGGGGGCACGGCCAGCGCCAGCCGGGGGAGCAGGAGAGGCCGCGCCGCUGCUCCCGGCAACUGUCUGCUAGGAAGGGGGACGCGCCGCAGCUCGGUGCCCGCUGAACACCUGUCAGCCCGCAGAGCCUGAUUUAUACCUGGCCCUGGCAGCCUCUCCGCUGAGGAUUUCCCCCUCGUCCCACUUUUUCUUCUUCUUUUUUUUUUUUUUUUUUUUUUUUUCCCUCUUCGCCUCCCCCUUCUCUUCCCGGAGCGUUGUAGAAGGGGGUAUUUCCUUCAGGGUAUAAAGCUGAGAAUACAGAGGAGGAGAGGCUCAGAGCUUCACCUCAUUGCCUCGUUUUCCCUUCCAUGUGAACAUCCUGCAACGUUUCCUUCUUCCUGCCUCACCUGUCACCUGGCCAGCACUGUCCGGACAAUGUCCGCCAAGCUCCUACCGCUCUUCUUCCUCCUCUCAGUGUUCCACGCCUGUUCUAGAAAGGUUGAAGAGGAUGAAUAUGAAGAUGGAACAACUAACCAAAAAUGGGUUUUAGCUCCAAAAACACAAGACACAGAUGUGACUCUCAUCCUAAACAAGCUGUUGAGAGAGUACGACAAAAAGCUACGGCCAGAUAUUGGAAUAAAACCAACAGUUAUUGAUGUUGACAUUUACGUCAACAGCAUUGGUCCUGUAUCAUCAAUAAAUAUGGAGUAUCAAAUUGAUGUAUUUUUUGCCCAGACGUGGACAGAUAGCCGUCUUCGCUUCAACAGCACCAUGAAAAUACUGACUCUAAACAGCAACAUGGUUGGCUUGAUCUGGAUCCCAGACACUAUAUUUCGUAACUCAAAGACAGCGGAGGCUCACUGGAUCACCACCCCCAACCAGCUCCUCCGCAUAUGGAAUGAUGGCAAGAUCUUGUACACCCUCAGGCUUACCAUCAAUGCCGAGUGCCAGCUGCAGCUACACAACUUCCCAAUGGAUGAACACUCAUGUCCUCUGAUAUUCUCUAGCUAUGGCUACCCUAAAGAGGAAAUGAUUUACAGAUGGAGGAAAAACUCAGUGGAGGCUGCUGACCAGAAAUCUUGGAGACUCUAUCAAUUUGACUUUAUGGGUCUCAGAAAUACUUCAGAAAUUGUGAAAACCUCUGCAGGUGAUUAUGUAGUCAUGACUAUAUACUUCGACUUAAGUAGAAGAAUGGGGUACUUUACUAUUCAAACCUACAUUCCCUGUAUAUUAACAGUUGUUCUUUCCUGGGUAUCCUUUUGGAUCAAAAAAGAUGCUACACCAGCAAGAACAGCAUUAGGCAUCACUACAGUAUUGACCAUGACAACUUUGAGUACCAUUGCAAGAAAGUCAUUACCCCGUGUCUCCUAUGUCACCGCUAUGGAUUUGUUUGUGACUGUAUGCUUUCUAUUUGUCUUUGCUGCUCUGAUGGAGUAUGCCACGCUCAACUACUACUCAAGUUGCCGGAAACCAAGCUGUACUAAGAAGAAAAAGUCGCUACCUGAUGUAAGUUUUGGUCAUGUGAUGAAUUAUUCUGUACUUGAUAUGAGACCACCAGCUACGGUCAUCACAUUGAACAAUGCCAUGUAUUGGCAAGAAUUCGAAGAUGCCUGUGUCUAUGAAUGUCUGGAUGGGAAAGACUGUCAGAGCUUUUUCUGUUGUUAUGAAGAGUGCAAAUCAGGCUCAUGGAGGAGAGGACGAAUUCACAUAGACAUCUUAGAACUGGACUCUUACUCCAGGGUCUUUUUUCCUACAUCCUUCCUGCUGUUUAACCUUGUCUACUGGGUUGGAUACCUCUAUCUUUAAAUGUUGCCUGUAGCGGUGAAGACUGCUGUGUUUUCUCACUGUGGAUGGAUGGUGAAAGUGCAGACAAAGUGAAGGACACGGUCAGUUUCAUCUCAAAUUAUAAAGACCACAUUAACCUUCACCUUCUUCAUCACCAUCACAGAGCCUGAUGAAUAAUUUUAGUAUGUAUCUUCCUGAAAAGGAAAAACAUGGAAGAAUUCUCUCCUAACUGCUAUUCGUUUUAAGGAAAAAAUUCUUACAAAAUUCAGCUGAAUUUGUAGUGUAAGUGAUGUUUAUGAACAAUUAUUGUAUAUUAGAAUCUCUACUACUCUGCCUUGGCAUAGCAGCUAUUCACAAUUCAGGCAAAGAUUAAAUAUGUCAUUUUUAUUUUUCAUUCCCAUACUUUCUUCAAAAUGCUGUCAUAUCUCUGAGGCUCAGAGCAAUGUACGCUGGCAUUGGCAAAUAAGCCAAAGUCAACAAAACAACUCAUUUUUAUUUAAAUUUACUUGAGCUUUAUCCCACAAGUUUAGGGAAAUAUUUCAUUAGUGAUCUCCUUGAUACAGAGUAAUCACCAAAAGACAGUAGAGAAAUGUCUCUGGUGGGAUCAAAACAUGAACGUUACUUUCUGCAAAGGUCUGGGAUUUGUGGAAUUAGCCACUUACCUACACAUAUUGAUUUUAACUUAAAGGUGAAAAGGCAGAGUGAUAAGAAAGCUAUUAUUUUGAUAUAAAUAACACUUGCCUAUCUCUGAGGCAGCUGUAGGAAUAACUUCUACAGUUUUUCAAGCUUUUAACUGUCUUUUUUAUGACUGGUUAAACAUAGGAUCGUCACUGAUUUCUAAAGUACUCUACUUGAAGCAGGACAAGAUUCCUGCUUGUUUGUGUCAUUGUAGCAGGUCACAUUUGAUGUGCUAUAUACAUAUAUAUACAUAUAUACACACAUAUAUAUAUAUAAUAGCACCAGGAAUAUGUGACUUUCUUUGGAUUUCAAUUUACUAGAAAGUGCACACAUGCAUUCUUAUUUUUUCUCUCAAAGUUGUUUUACAAAAUUGAAAAGUGCGUGCCAAAGGAUUUUUUUUGUUUAUUUAAUAAAGUUAAAGACUGCAGUAUUUA
Pseudopipra pipra is the source of this 3066-nucleotide messenger RNA. It is a transcript of the gene GABRG3, whose product is annotated as gamma-aminobutyric acid type A receptor subunit gamma3. NCBI's taxonomy places the organism in Eukaryota, Metazoa, Chordata, Aves, Passeriformes, Pipridae. Gene Ontology annotation, molecular function: inhibitory extracellular ligand-gated monoatomic ion channel activity; GABA-gated chloride ion channel activity; benzodiazepine receptor activity. Gene Ontology annotation, biological process: chloride transmembrane transport; gamma-aminobutyric acid signaling pathway; synaptic transmission, GABAergic. The record is from RefSeq and is a predicted model, not a curated record. Gene Ontology annotation, cellular component: GABA-A receptor complex; postsynapse; dendrite membrane. Bases 605 to 1975 code for a protein of 456 amino acids. The transcript is spliced from 10 exons.